Chilo suppressalis (striped riceborer) is the source of this 739-nucleotide messenger RNA. The record is from the annotation of a GenBank genome assembly. Lineage: Eukaryota; Metazoa; Arthropoda; Insecta; Lepidoptera; Crambidae.
UUGUGUUGAGCAGACUAAAAAAGGUUAUGUUGUUAUUGUUCAGACUGCUUUUUUACAGAUUAUUGUGAUGGGUGGUCACGGGCAUGAGCCUCCGUAUAAAGUCCCCCACUAUUCUCAGUUUCAAAUAAAAGGAAUACCAGAGUUAGAAGAACUCGAGAAAGCAUUGGCUCAAAAAGGACUUAAAGACCCUUGGAUCAGGAACGAGGCGUGGAGGUAUCACCCUGGGUUUGGUACGAAAUGGGGCCGUGCUCGUAAUGUAUUCUUCAGAGGUUUUUCAAUUGGGCUGGCUUUGACAGUGCUCACUGUUGGCAUUGAAAAACUGGCAGGCAGCGGAGGACACGGCCAUGGUGCACACGGGGACGGGGAGCACUGAGGAAUAGUCAUUGUUACCUUUAAUAAUGUAAAAAAUUUAAAUAGCAUCCUAAUAUACAAAUUUAAUUUCAAAUAAAAACAUGUUUUAAUGAAUAAGAAACUCUAAAGUAUUAUUUCAGAAUAAUACAUGAAAGGAGAAUAUAUAUUUUUUUUUACCCCAGUAUGUGCUACAUUUACAGUCACCCAUAGGAAGCGAAUGAUAGUUUCCCACUGUAGGCAAAUGAGAAUAAAAACACUAAAGUGGGGGUAAUGACUUUAUUACAAUUUGCCUCUAGAGACAAUCUGCAAAGGGGCCAUGGGGAAUAAAAAUUAAGUUUUUUUUUAUUCCUAUUUGCCUUCAGUGGAAAAUCCUAUGGGUGUGACUGGG